Rotaria sp. Silwood2 is the source of this 1542-nucleotide messenger RNA. The record is from the annotation of a GenBank genome assembly. Lineage: Eukaryota; Metazoa; Rotifera; Eurotatoria; Philodinida; Philodinidae.
AUGCCAUCGAAUGUUAAUGAAGAUGAGAUAGAAGAAGAAAGUUUAACAGACGAAAAACUGAAUGAAUAUACCAAAUUUAAUUUGUUCGAAUAUAAACAAACAGGUAGUGCUGCCGAAAAACUUUAUAUACCAUUUCCAAAUCAUACAAAAUCAGAUAUUGACUUGAUGUUUGAAUUUCCGUAUAUAUAUGCUGUUGAUCCCGAACAAUUUACUUCGACGGAUAGAGAAAAAUAUCAAAUCAAUAAUCAGAUUCGAUUUCUAUACAUUGACUACAGUAACACAAAAUAUCCAUGUUAUAUAAGACUCUACUUUGAUUCAACACAAGAAUUGAUUGAAACAAGUGAAAAGACAGAUUCAACAAUUUUUAUUCCAGAUACAAAUACAAAUGUAACUCUUCGUAAUUUGACUGAAAAAAAGAGAAAAUAUUGGCCAUCAUCAGGUUUUGUGAAUUGGUUUGCCAAAAAAUGGCCUUUAGACAAAGGAUAUGAUGAAGGCUUAGAAAUUCAUGGCCCAUCAAUAUGUACUACAACGAAGGAUCCUCAGUUACCACUACCAAUGGAUCAUGUUGCAUCAUUGAAAUGUCUACAUUGGCCUAAACCAGCAUUAAAUUGGAUCAAUCGUAAACGUUUAGGUAAUUGGCCAGAUCAAAGUCUGAUAAAUUCAUUAGUUAAAUUUGGAUGUCACAUAGUACCAAUAUCACAUAUAUUCACAAGUAGUGAAGAAAAAAAAACAGAAUGGAGGUUAUCAUUUUCCAUUUGCGAACUUAUGCUAGCAAAAACACUAAAUUAUUAUCAAAGAAAAUGUUAUUUAAUUGUCAAAUCUUUAUUCGAUAUACACAUUAAACAGGAUCUCGAAUUAUCGAAGAUCAUCUGUAGCUAUUUUUUAAAAACAAUGUUAUAUUGGUUAUGUGAAUCAAUAGAGAAAAAGAAAUGGACAUAUGAAACAUUGUAUGAUCGUUUUAUUGAUUUCAUUGAUUAUGCAAUCAAAUGCUUCGAAAAUAAAUAUUUAAGCCAUUAUUUUAUAGUUGAAAUGAAUCUUAUUGGCCAUCUAAAUGAUGAAAAUUUGAAAAAGAUUAUUGAUAAAUGUAUUUUAAUUAAAAAUGAUUCACUGAAUAUGAUUAAAAUAUGUGAAGAACACUAUUGGAAUACAAAUCAAUUUCUACGUUUCAAUCCUAUUAUUGAAGUUCUAACACAGAACGAAAACUUAGACGAUAAUUCAUGUAUAAUAUGGUGUUGUGCAACAACAAUGUUAGCUUGCAUUAGGCAAGACAAAUUCAUUGAUUUUCCUUUGAAAAUGGUUAAAAAUUGUAUUAAACGUAAUUAUUUACAAUCUUGUUCAGAUGAAUCAGCUAGAUAUCUCUUAUACGCUACAAAUUUAAUAACACAUAUUUGUAAUGAAGACAACAUGUAUUCAAUGGAAAAUCUAUCAGCACAUGAUGCUAUGAUAAAAAUAUGUGAAGCCAAAUCAAUUUACGAUCAACCAUACGAACAAAUGAAACAAAACUAUUUAGAAAUACAAAAUCAUUUACUUACUAAUACAUGA